AUGAAGUCGCGCCCGCAGGUCUACCCACGACUAUCAUUCCACCUCAUUCGGGCCGUCGCCUUCGUUAGUGCUUCCAUCGUCAGUGGGAUCCUGAUAUAUUUCUGCAUGCAACUGCGGCACGAUGGGUUUAAGUUGCCCUGGACGUUUAUCAUUGUCCUCGCCUCAAGCCUCCUCUCCCUCCUCUCCCUCGUCCUCACCUCCUUCCUGCACACCUGCUUCUUCCUCUCCCCACUCUUCAACCUGAUCCUCAACGUCACCGUCUUCAUUUUGUGGGUCGUCGGCUACGGGCUCUUGACAUGGAACAUGUACGGCACGCUGGGCCACAGCUGUUCACGCGCCAACUGGGCCUCGGACGACGGCAUGAUGAUCUGCCGCAUCUACAAGGCUCUAUACUCGUUUGAGGUUUUCGGGUUGCUGGCCCAGAUCGCCUUGAUUGUGUUGGAUGUGCGGACGCGGCGCGCGGAGACCAAGCUGGGCAAGUAUAACCAGAUGGGUGGGCCCCUUGUGAGAGGCGGUGCGGAUGUGAAGUUGGACGAUCUGAACAACGGACAAUCCGGGGCGUCGGGACUGCUCGGCGGCCACCAAGAGACUCCCCAGGACGACGGGCUACCCUAUGGAAUCGGAGAUUAUAACGAGUCGAGAUUGGGCUUGAGGGACCACGCAGCGGCCGACAUCACGGACUACAGCAACCACAGCCAAUCCGGACGGGUCAGAAUGGACGAUUUUAACGAUUCGACCAGCAGUUUUGGCUACAACGCAUACGCCCCACACACGGGGUAUGCGAAUGGCGGGUAUGGAUACGAACCGCAGCGAUGA
Molecule: messenger RNA, 816 nt
Organism: Fonsecaea multimorphosa CBS 102226
Lineage: Eukaryota; Fungi; Ascomycota; Eurotiomycetes; Chaetothyriales; Herpotrichiellaceae
Exons: 2
Coding region: 1-816 (271 amino acids)
Source: RefSeq, a predicted model, not a curated record